AUGGCCUGGCCCAUGACACAGUUGCUGCUUCUGGCUUUGGUGGCUGCUGCGUGGGGUGCCCAGCCCAGGACUCCAGGGGCUGGGAUGGACCUGCUCAACGUCUGCAUGGACGCCAAGCACCAUAAGACAAAGCCAGGCCCCGAGGACAAGCUGCAUGGCCAGUGCACUCCCUGGAAGGAGAAGGCCUGCUGCUCAGCCAGCACCAGCUAGGAGCUGCACAAGGACACCUCCCUCCUGUACAACUUCACCUUGGACCACUGAGGCAAGAUGGAGCCCGCCUGCAAGCGCCACUUCAUCCGGGACAACUGUCUCUAUGAGUGCUCACCCAACCUGGGGCCCUGGAUCCAGGAGGUGAACCAGAGCUGGCUCAAGGAGCGUUUCCUGCACGUGCCCCUGUGCAAAGAGGACUGCCAGCGAUGGUGGGAGGACUGUCGCACCUCCUACACCUGCAAGAGCAACUGGCACGGGGGUUGGACUUGGCCUUCGGUUGGGGGAAUUAACCGGUGUCCAACCGGGACCACCUGCCGCACAUUUGAGACCUACUUUCCCACGCCUGCAGCCCUGUGUGAGGGCCUCUGGAGUCACUCCUACAAACUCAGCAACUACAGCCGAGGGAGCGGCCGCUGCAUCCAGAUGUGGUUCGACCCGGCCCAGGGCAACCCCAAUGAGGAGGUGGCGAGGUUCUAUGCCCAGGCCAGGAGUGCCGGGGCCCUGCCCCGAGGGCUGGAGCCUCUCCUGCUCAGCCUGGCCUUGAUGCAGCAACUCUGGCUGCUCGGCUGA
Leptonychotes weddellii (Weddell seal) is the source of this 780-nucleotide messenger RNA. The record is from RefSeq and is a predicted model, not a curated record. Lineage: Eukaryota; Metazoa; Chordata; Mammalia; Carnivora; Phocidae.